AUGGGGCGCGGCAAGGUGGAGCUGAAGCGGAUCGAGAACAAGAUCAGCCGGCAGGUGACGUUCGCCAAGCGCCGGAACGGGUUGCUCAAGAAGGCGUACGAGCUGUCGGUGCUCUGCGACGCCGAGGUCGCCCUCAUCAUCUUCUCCAGCCGCGGCCGCCUCUUCGAGUUCUCCACCUCCUCAUGCAUGUACAAGACGCUGGAGCGGUACCGCACCUGCAAUUUUGCAUCCGAAGCAUCAGCUCCACUAGAGGCGGAAUUAAAUAAUUAUCAGGAGUACUUGAAGUUAAAGACAAGAGUUGAGUUCUUACAAACAACUCAGAGAAAUCUACUUGGUGAGGACUUGGGUCCACUUAACGUGAAGGAGCUAGAGCAACUUGAGAACCAGAUUGAGAUAUCUCUCAAGCAUAUCCGAUCAUCAAAGAACCAGCAGAUGCUCGACCAGCUCUUUGAUCUCAAGCGCAAGGAACAACAACUGCAAGAUGCUAACAAAGACUUACUAAGGAAGAUACAAGAAACUAGUGAAGAAAAUGUGGUGCGACUGACUAGCCAGGACAUUGGGUGUAGUGGAUCUAGUGGGCAUGGUGAUGAAGCCAACCAAGAACGCCUUCACCUUGCUCUUGAUCCUUCCCUGCAUAUAGGGUGA
This is a messenger RNA of Miscanthus lutarioriparius, 645 nucleotides long. The record is from the annotation of a GenBank genome assembly. NCBI's taxonomy places the organism in Eukaryota, Viridiplantae, Streptophyta, Magnoliopsida, Poales, Poaceae.